GCAGCCGCUGGAGACCGCCAGGAACCAUCUAACUUUAUUAAUACUAUCAAAUGAUUAUAUCUCAAAAUAAUUAUACAUAAGUAAAAACAACUGAGAAGUCAAAGUCAUCUCCUUAUCACAAAAGCCUUCACCAGAUUACAUCAAACAGAACAAACAAACUCACCAACAUUCACAGUGAGCAAUAGAUAUGGAUCUAGACAGCGUUUCCCCAUUCUCUUCUCUGCAAACUCUCGCUAAACUGCUUGCUGACCCUCAGGAAGAAGACAAUGAUGACAAUGACCUUGGGUCACAUUGUUCUACUGUUAGCGCCGUGGGUCCUGGGAAUAUCGGACCAGCAAAGAAAGCAGAGCCUACAGUCACCCCUGAUGUGAAGUCUGGAAAUAGUAAAGAUAUCUGGAAUACAGAGGAGGUGCCAGAAGGAUCAGAGUUUGAUGAUAUCUGGGAUCCAAGGGAACAGCCAGAGUAUGAGAUUUUAUUCAAGCAGCAGGUGGGAGCGGAGGACAUCUUCCUGGGAAUGAGCAGAAAGGACCCUUCCACAGCCUGUUGCGAGGACAUGCUGAUUAAAAUCAAACUGCCAGAUACAAAGUCCUUGGACAUUACACUUGACAUCCAGGACAAGAUUCUUGACCUUCGAACCCCAAAAAAGAAGCUGCUACUGCAUCUCCCCCAUCCUGUGGACAGCAAGAAUGGCAAAGCUUGUUUCAUCUCAGAAAAGGAGACCCUGGAAGUCACCUUGAGGAUGAAAAGAGAGUUUGACUUCAUCAACUUUGCCUAAGGGAAAAUGGGGAAGAUUUUCAAACAGUGACCUAUAUGGCUACCUGUUUGAUAGCCAAACAUUGCCCUAUUCCCCUUGGGAAUGGUUCAGGAAGGAUAGAUCCUUCCACUGCAGCUCCUGGUUGUGCAGUUAGGCAUUGUAAUGACCCACCCCAUUUGUCUAUUGGAGGUGAAUAGGAAUCAGAGGUGUCUCUGAGCAAGUAUAGUAUAGUAUUUCUAUCUCUGUGCAAUUCUAUCUCUGAGCUUGGGAUCCCAGCCUUACCAUAUAAAUUCUCAGAACCUCUGAACUUUCUCUGAACUCAUCUUGGUGUGUGAGUGUGACCCAGAAUACCAGCUGUAAUGGCCAAUGGAACAGGACUGCGAGCCACCUUUUCUGCCUCCUAGAUAAAAUCCUGCCGAGAUCAUGGAUGGAGAUGAUUCCAUCUUUAGAGUUUCAUGGAACUCUAGUGUUUGUUGUAUGGGUUUCCCAGGUUAAGCUUGAUCUUCCCCUGUUAGAUAGCACUCAUCAUUCCAUAUCUCAGAAAGGAGACGCCUGUGAGUAUGUGUUUUGGAAUAGAAGCCAUGAAUCUGAUCCAAAACCCAUUGAAGUCAAUGGAAACACUCCUAAUGACUUCACUGAGCUUUGGAUUAGGCCUUAGAUAGUGGUGCAUCACUUGGUCCAGAGGGCAGGACUUAGACCAGGCAUAUAUAUUUGGUUUGAAUUAUUUGUCACUGGGUUGCUACUGUUAAUGUGAUGCUGUAGUCUACACUCCAUGAAUAAUUAAAAUGUUACUCCUACUCUAACAAAAAUGCUUGCAUUGACACCUUUUUGGGGAGAUCGGGCCCUGAAACAAAAACAUAUAAUGACUGGGGAAAAAUGAGACAAAUUUACUCGGUAAUGGGACAAACUUACUCGGUCAGUUUGGUUUCCAAAUCUUGUAAAGAGCCAUCAUACCGAGGUUCAGAUUUAAUUUACAGAUAGGUUGAUUCAUUAUAACAAUGUGCAUAUUUGUAAAGCAUCAUUACAUUUAAAAAUAGGAAUGUAAGUGUGGAAACAGGGUUAAAGGAUUUAAAUAUAGGCCUCUUAGUUGUAAGAAAUAGAGCAACUGUCUUGCUAAGUCUUAGCCUAAUAUUGCGGGACCUGUAGAAGCAGGGCUCACGUCAGAAGCGGGUGGGAAGACAGCAGAGCAGAGUCAGCGUGACCCAGCCUUGAGAUAGCGAUGUUUUGAGAAUAGAAGUGAGAAAAUAUAGGAAUGGGCAGGACAUAACAUAAACAAACUGCAGAGUUUUUAAUAAAUGCAUGCCACUAAAAUGUAUAAAUGCUUGUGUGAUAUUGCUUGUACUUUGAAGAAACUGAAGCAGAGAUGCUCCGGUCAGCUGUAUUCUUCCCUUGCAAUUGCUCGAAUAAAGCUGUCUCUGAUUUUGUUGCUUCCAACCUGA
Dermochelys coriacea (leatherback sea turtle) is the source of this 2193-nucleotide messenger RNA. RefSeq names its product dynein axonemal assembly factor 6 (gene DNAAF6). Bases 188 to 775 code for a protein of 195 amino acids. The transcript has 8 exons. Gene Ontology annotation, cellular component: cytoplasm. Gene Ontology annotation, biological process: flagellated sperm motility; axonemal dynein complex assembly. Gene Ontology annotation, molecular function: dynein intermediate chain binding; protein-folding chaperone binding. The record is from RefSeq and is a predicted model, not a curated record. Lineage: Eukaryota; Metazoa; Chordata; Testudines; Dermochelyidae.